Mus pahari (shrew mouse) is the source of this 3732-nucleotide messenger RNA. RefSeq names its product solute carrier family 1 member 1 (gene Slc1a1). Gene Ontology annotation, molecular function: L-cysteine transmembrane transporter activity; L-glutamate transmembrane transporter activity; glutamate:sodium symporter activity. Gene Ontology annotation, cellular component: plasma membrane. The transcript has 12 exons. The coding region runs from base 166 to 1737 and encodes 523 amino acids. Gene Ontology annotation, biological process: L-glutamate transmembrane transport. The record is from RefSeq and is a predicted model, not a curated record. Lineage: Eukaryota; Metazoa; Chordata; Mammalia; Rodentia; Muridae.
CGGCGGGAGGCGCCAGGCGCGCCCGCCACGCAAAACCACCGUGCUCGGUCCCCAGCGGCAGUGGCAGCGCUGACAGCGGUCCGUGCGCGUUGUUCCACGGUGCCCUGCAUCCCGCAUCCCGCAUCCGCCAGGCUCCCCGACUCUUCGCAAACGUCAGUGCCCACCAUGGGGAAGCCCACGAGCUCGGGAUGCGACUGGCGCCGCUUCCUACGGAAUCACUGGCUGCUGCUCUCCACUGUGGCCGCCGUGGUACUAGGAAUUGUCUUAGGAGUCUUGGUUCGAGGACACAGUGAGCUCUCCAAUCUGGACAAAUUCUACUUUGCUUUUCCUGGGGAAAUUCUAAUGAGGAUGCUGAAGCUCGUCAUUUUGCCACUGAUCGUAUCCAGCAUGAUCACAGGUGUCGCAGCACUGGAUUCCAACGUGUCUGGAAAGAUUGGUCUGCGCGCUGUAGUAUAUUAUUUCUCCACCACCGUCAUUGCUGUAAUCCUAGGUAUUGUGCUAGUUGUGAGUAUCAAGCCUGGUGUCACUCAGAAAGUGAAUGACAUCAACAGGACGGGCAAAACCCCUGAAGUCAGCACCGUGGACGCCAUGUUGGACCUGAUCAGGAACAUGUUCCCUGAGAAUCUGGUCCAAGCCUGUUUUCAGCAGUACAAAACCAAGCGGGAAGAAGUGAAGCCUGUGGGUGAUCCUGGGGGGAACACAACGGAGGUGUCUGUCACCACUGCCAUGACAACAAUGCCUGAGAACAAGACAAAGGAAUACAAGAUCGUGGGCCUGUACUCAGACGGCAUCAAUGUCCUGGGCUUGAUUAUCUUCUGCCUCGUCUUUGGACUUGUCAUUGGAAAAAUGGGAGAAAAGGGGCAGAUUCUGGUGGACUUCUUCAAUGCCUUGAGUGACGCCACCAUGAAAAUCGUCCAGAUCAUCAUGUGCUACAUGCCGAUUGGUAUUUUGUUCCUAAUUGCUGGGAAGAUCAUAGAAGUUGAAGACUGGGAAAUAUUCCGCAAGCUGGGCCUUUACAUGGCCACUGUCCUGAGCGGGCUUGCAAUCCACUCCCUCAUAGUACUGCCACUGCUCUAUUUCAUAGUCGUGCGGAAGAACCCUUUCCGCUUUGCCUUGGGUAUGGCGCAGGCUCUCCUGACAGCCCUCAUGAUCUCGUCCAGUUCAGCAACCCUGCCCGUUACAUUCCGCUGUGCGGAAGAAAAGAACCAGGUGGACAAGAGGAUCACGAGAUUCGUGCUGCCCGUUGGUGCCACCAUCAACAUGGACGGCACUGCGCUCUACGAAGCUGUGGCAGCCGUGUUUAUUGCGCAGCUGAACGGCUUGGACCUGAGCAUUGGGCAGAUAGUCACCAUCAGCAUUACAGCCACCGCUGCCAGUAUUGGAGCUGCUGGGGUGCCCCAGGCUGGCCUGGUGACCAUGGUGAUCGUGUUGAGUGCCGUGGGGCUGCCUGCUGAGGAUGUCACCCUGAUCAUUGCUGUUGACUGGCUCCUGGACCGGUUCAGGACCAUGGUGAACGUCCUGGGUGAUGCGUUUGGGACGGGCAUCGUAGAGAAGCUCUCGAAGAAGGAGCUGGAGCAGAUGGACGUUUCAUCCGAAGUCAACAUUGUGAACCCCUUUGCCUUGGAACCCACAACCCUCGAUAACGAGGACUCAGACACCAAGAAGUCUUAUGUCAAUGGGGGCUUCGCGGUAGACAAAUCUGACACCAUCUCGUUCACUCAGACGUCACAGUUCUAGAUGCCUGGCCUCAGACUGAGGCCUGGGAUUGUGAAGGGCAUCUCCACAGGAGCCAUCUCUGAGCAAGCUCCGACGUUAAGGAACGAGAAGGACACUAAGAGUCAACUGUCCACUUAAUUCGAUAAACAGACCUCCAGAUUAUUUUCUAUAUUUGGCUUUAUAGCCUUUGUUCUCUGGGUUUAGGGAUUUGGGGUGGGAUGAACUGAAAGGAAAUUAAGAAAGUCGUGUUAUCUGGAUUUUCUAAUUCUAUACAACAGAGUUUGGAAGUAUAUGAAGUAGGAACUGUUGGGAUUAGGUCACAGAUAUGGAAGAGAAAUUGGUUUCUCAUGCAUAGACCAGUAUUGGGGAUUUUUUAAACAAUAUUAUUGGCUACAAAUUUUUACUCAGGCUUUCUAUUGGCGGGACUUCUUUGCCUUCGUAACUUUAUAGAUUAUAAUGCAUCUCAAAAGCCCUACCCAGUUAAUGUGCCAAAUUUUCCAUUUUGACCUCAUCUCCAGCCACACUCAAACUACCCUUGGAGAAAACAAAAAAAAAAAAGCAAAAAAGAUCAGCAUAGUUCUGCAAUAACAGUUUAAAGAUAGUUGUGGGGUUUAGGGGAAGGGAAAGGGUUUUUUAUUCGAUGUACUGUAUUGAGACACUGGUAGCUGGGAGCCAGUGUUCGGUAUAGAACUCUAUGUAUAUGUGUGUAUAUUUAUUUUUUUCAUGUAAUUUGCAAGACAGCGAUCAGUAAUGAACUAUCAAUGUGAAAUACGCAGCUUCCCUUGUACUUGAAUCAAAACUAUAGCCCCAGGCUAGGCGUGAGCUCACCAGAACACUGUCAGGCACUCUGGGAUGAGAAAUCAAGUUGCUGGCUUACUGUGAGUCAAGCCCUAAAGCAGAAACAUAUUAUGGUGAAACGCUAAGAUAGCACAGCCUUUCACUUACAACUUCUAGGGUCAGGCUCCCAGGAGGGGGAGGCUCCCUGCGAGCGUGGAAUAUGUACAUUUACAAAGGCACCUCUAGAGACAGGAAGUGCUCCCAUAGCAACGGAAGGCUUCAAUCUUCAAGUAGACUUCAAGACUCACUUCACAAGGCUGUCACUUCUCUGUCCUUGGUUUUCUCUGCCUCCCACUCCGGGCCAAACCAGCAGUGACAAGCCAUUGCUGUUUCAAAACGAGGUGGCCUAAAUUGAAUAAGCCUCAUUGCAAGGUGACCAAGCUAUUUUAUCUUUUGGUUUUUUUAUUUAGUUUUUUGAGACAGAACCUCUCUACAUAGCCCUGGAUAUCCUGGAACUCACUAUGUAGACUAGACUGGCCUCACACUCACAGAGAUCUUCCUGCCUCUGCCUCUUUGGGUGCCACCAUGCCCAGCUCUACACUGUGUUCUUACAGAAGAAAAGCCAGGCUAUAAGCUAAUGGUACCAGAGGUUCAGGGGGCAAUGCCUCAGUCCUCCCCUGGUGAGGAUUGUUCUGGGAAUCUCAGCCUUGUGGCUUAGAAUCCUCUGCCUGUCUUUCUCCUGCUAAUACCUGAAGAUGGCUUAUUAAAAGUCUAUGCUUCUGUCCUCAUCCUGUAAAUAAAACUCAACAAAAACUUGUUCUCAACUUGGAGACAGAUUCAUAACAGCUGUAUUUCUGUAGUGCCCUUAAGUCAUCUUAAACCCGUGCUUUUAUAUUUAAGAAGCCAGAAAUCGUGCCAAAGAUAGCAGGAAGGUAAAGGAAUGCUCAGAGUUGGCCAUGCCCACCUGAAAGCUACAGACCAUCACAGUCACUGAGACUCCGAACUUUGAAGUACAAAUAUCUGUAUUCUUUAUAGGAACUAAAUCUAAAUGAGGUUGAAUGAAUAUUUUAUUUAGGAAUGGACAGUUCUGUCCCCUUAGUGGCAGUGAAUUGGCAGAGCUGUUGACAAGGUCACUGGGGUCAUCUUGUAACCAGCCACUUAACACACUGUGCUGUUAACUCAAGAAGACAUGUUCCACUUCCUUCUCAAUAAACGUCUCCCCGGCUCUUUCUCCCCUUA